This is a messenger RNA of Cryptomeria japonica (Japanese cedar), 714 nucleotides long. RefSeq names its product peroxidase 2-like. NCBI's taxonomy places the organism in Eukaryota, Viridiplantae, Streptophyta, Pinopsida, Cupressales, Cupressaceae. The coding region runs from base 1 to 714 and encodes 237 amino acids. Gene Ontology annotation, biological process: response to oxidative stress. The record is from RefSeq and is a predicted model, not a curated record. Gene Ontology annotation, molecular function: heme binding; peroxidase activity. The transcript has 2 exons.
AUGAGCUUUGGCAUUAAUAAAAAUUACGAGGACUGCUGGACUAAAGAAGACCAUAUUACUCUGCAUUUCAAAAAUGAGUACCGAAUAUAUCUAUAUAGAAUAUCAAGACAUACAGGUUUGCUCUAUCAAAAUUCAAUACCAUACCCAGCCACACGAUUGCUUGGCCAUUUCAACAAUGAUGCCAAAUUAAAACAAAAUGCAGAAUUAGAUCGUAUAAUUCUCGGCAUCCUAUUGAGGGUUCUUUUUACGAGGAAAAUGAACCUAAAUUCUCUACUUGGCAUUGGGCAUAAAGUUAAUGAAUCAAACUUUAAAAGUUUAUGUUCUGUUGGAGUUUUUGCUGUUUUGAUGGGGCAAUCCUUCUAUAAUCUUUUGACCAUCAUCAAGUCAAUACAGUCUUCAUUGGGACAGAGUCACAAAGAAAAAUUAAGCUGUCGUUGCUUUUUUGAAAGAAGUAACCUUUCACCGUUAGAUCUUCAAACUCCCACAACCUUUGACAACAACUACUACAAAAAUCUGAGAAGCCAGAAAGGACUUUUACAUUCUGAUCAGCAGCUUUUUAAUGGAGGUUCUGCUGAUUCUCAGGUGAAAACAUAUAGUACCAAUCAAAACACCUUUUUCACAGAUUUCGCUGCUGCCAUGGUGAAAAUGGGAAACAUCAGUCGUUUAACUGAUAGCAAUGGAAAGAUCCGGAAAAACUGUAGGAAGCCCAAUUGA